Messenger RNA from Cricetulus griseus (Chinese hamster), 3520 nucleotides. NCBI's taxonomy places the organism in Eukaryota, Metazoa, Chordata, Mammalia, Rodentia, Cricetidae. The record is from RefSeq and is a predicted model, not a curated record.
UCAGCUUUUAAAACUGCCUUGCUAUUGCUAGGGACUCAGCAGGAUUCCAGCCAAGACUUCCCCACAAUUUUCUGCCAAAGUCUGUGUCAGAUUUAAGACACACGCUCCUGCAUGCUUCCUUCAAGAUUGUGAAAAAAGUUUUAAUCCAUAGUUAGGUUCCAGCCUGCUGUAGCUGCAAGUGUCGGUGGUCACACCACCUCCUUACAAAGCAGCUAGAACCUAGGGCACAGGGUGGGGAUUGUUUUCUUUCAACUUUCUGGCCAUGAAAUGACUGUAGAGUGAUUUCUAGCUUAAAGUGGAAGGCAUGGCCACAUCCUGAUUAGUUUUUGCAGCAGGAAACUUUAAAUUUUUUCAUCUUUCUCCCAUACUAAGAUUGUGUGUGGCAGGGGGUGUCCCCUGACUAACUCAAGUCAUUUCAUUGGAUUUUGAUUACAAGUGAUCAUGUGAUUUUCCAGUAAAGUUUUGGGGUUUUGAACUUUGCUUCCGGAGAAUGCCUUUUGCAACACUUUUCAGUAACUUCUUGGUGUGAACUGCUUAGUCAUCAGUGGACAUUUAAAAUAUUCAAAAUGUAUAGAGAGUGGGCAGUGGUGAAUAUUCUUAUGAUGUCCUACUUGUACCUGGUGCAGGGCUUCAAUAGUGAACAUGGACCAGUGAAGUCUUACUAAGAUACUAGAACAUUGUAGAUCAAAGGCAUUCUGAGACAUCUUCAGCAUCCUGAAAGCCUUGACUGGUUGAGAUGUCCUAACCCAUAAAGACUCUCCUGCACCUCUCAUUACAACUUUCCAAUAUUUGAUAUUUCAUUAAUUUUAGCAGGAUUUUUCUUUUGAGCAAUCAUCCCAGUCAAUGUUGGAACGAUCUGAACAACAGAUCAGAGCUGCUUCUAGUUUGGAGGAGCUACUGCAAAUCGCACACUCUGAGGACUGGAAGCUGUGGAGAUGCCGGCUGAAGCUCAAAAGUCUUGCUAGUAUGGAUUCUCGCUCAACAUCCCAUCGAUCCACCAGAUUUGCAGCAACUUUCUAUGAUACUGAAACACUAAGAGUUAUAGAUGAGGAAUGGCAGAGAACCCAGUGCAUCCCUAGAGAGACAUGCGUAGAAGUCGCCAGUGAGCUGGGGAAGACAACCAACACGUUCUUCAAGCCCCCCUGUGUGAACGUGUUCCGGUGUGGAGGCUGCUGCAAUGAAGAAAGUGUGAUGUGUAUGAACACAAGCACCUCCUACAUCUCCAAACAGCUCUUUGAGAUAUCGGUGCCUCUGACAUCAGUGCCUGAGUUAGUUCCUGUUAAAAUUGCCAACCAUACAGGCUGUAAGUGCUUGCCUACUGCCCCCCGCCAUCCCUACUCAAUUAUCAGAAGAUCCAUUCAGAUACCAGAAGGAGAUCAAUGUUCUCAUUCCAAGAAACUCUGUCCUAUUGACAUGCUGUGGGAUAACACCAAAUGUACUUGUGUUUUACAAGAUGAGAAUCCACUCCCUGGAACAGAAGACCAUUCUUACCUUCAGGAACCAGCUCUCUGUGGACCACACAUGAAGUUUGAUGAAGAGCGUUGUGAGUGUGUCUGCAAAACAUCAUGUCCUGGAGAUCUCAUUCAGCACCCAGAAAACUGCAGUUGCUUUGAAUGCAAAGAAAGUCUGGAGAGCUGCUGCCAGAAGCAUAAGAUUUUUCACCCAGACACCUGCAGGUCAAUGGUCUUUUCACUUACCCCUUAAGUUGGUUGACUGGUGACAUUUAAAGGACAUACUAAUCUGAUUUGGUGGGGCUCCUUUUUCUCAUUGCCCAAGCACCUCCUUAAAAAUAAGCAGAGGUUUGGCAUCUAAGAAAUAAUUGAAAGUAUAUAGAGUGAUGAUUAAUUCUUUUGUUGUUGUUUCAAAACAGGGUCUCAUGAAUUACAGACUUGCACCACCAUGCCUGCUAUUAUGCUAUUAUAAGCAAAAAAGAAGUCACUGACAUUUAAAGAAUCAGGUUAAGGGAGGUUCAGAUCACAAGCUAAUUCUCUCUCUCUCUCUCUCUCUCUCUCUCUCUCUCUCUCUCUGUCUCUCUCUCUCUCUCUGUGUGUGUGUGUGUGCGUGCGUGUGCGCGCACGCGCAAAGAGGCUAGCACUAGAUUUGUGUAGGAAAGAAAAUUCUGGAUGACUAUAAUCCUUGGAGGCCGAUGACUAGCCUUUGAUCAGUUUCCAAAUCUACCCAAAUUAACCACUGAGAUUUUUAAAAUAAUUUGUUCUUUGACAAUUUCAUGCAUAUUUAAAAUGCGUUCUAAUUACAUUCACCUCUACACUAUCUUAACCCCAGCCUACUCUUGUCAACCCAUUUCCUCCCUACAAGUCCCUUUCCCACACUCAGGUGUCUUUGUUUUGUGACCCACUAAGGGCAGUCAGGGCCAUCUAUGUGACCACAGGUUUGGAACUAUCUGUCAGAACUUGUUCUGCUCACUCACCCGUAGGUCCACAACUAAAGACAGUGACUCGGCGUCUCCCAGAUUCUAUUGGUAGCCCACAGUUCAUUACAGAGGGCCCAGGCCCCAUAAGCCUCUCACAACAGCAUGUGUGGCUGUUGAGAAGUUCCACCUUGUGUAGGCCUAGGGCAGGCAGAUUCUUGCAGCUCUUGUGAGUUCCUGAUUGCAAAGGCUGCAUCAUGCCUAGAAGAUGGUAUUUCCCAGCCCUUCUCUCUUUCUGACAUGUUCCCAGCCCCUCCUCUGCUCUGUGCCCUGAUAUUUAGAGGAGGUGGUAUCAACAUCUUGGUUAGGGCUGAGCCCUCAGCCAGUUGAGUGCCAUUUAGAAUAUUACAUUGACACUUUAAAUACAUGUCUGGAAAUUUUUCUUUGAAAGCAGAAUCAAGUGAAAUCAGAACUGAAUGAUUGAUUGGAAGUUGAUCCUUGCUUCGAAAGUCUCAUCUUCACUUUGUUUUUCGACAGCUGUGUGGACAGAUGUCCUUUUCACACCAGAACAUGUGCAAGUAGACAGCCAGUCUAUGGAAAGCACUGCCACUUUCCAAAUGAGAGAAAGGACCAGGGGCUCCACAGCCGAGAGAGUCCUUGAUUCAACUUUCUCUUAAGUUCCGCAUCCCUGUCAUUUUAAACAGUGCUGCUUUGUUAAGUUGCUGUCACUGUUGCACACCCCCCAGCUGUUAGAAAAAUUGAUUUUACCUAGUGCCAUGGUGAAUUCACAUUUCCAUUCAAUAGCGGCUGGGUGAUUCCCUGGUCCGCUGACAAUUACCUCUAGCUUCAGAUGCCUCUGCACACCAGUGCUCAGAGAGGAAGGGGUCUGGGGAGCCCAUUGUGGUGAUGAAUGAGAAAAGGUUGCUUGCCACCGAGUAGCAGGUGCCAUAUGAUUGAGUAUUCAGACUGGCAAAGUUGGAGUGCAAUGCUUAUGAAUUAUUCUGGCUCUUUCUUAUGCAGAACUUCAUUUGUAUGAUCAGCACUGAUGUAAUUCCUGUUCAGCUUGUACUUUUCAAGUUUACUGAACCACUGCCUGAUGUUUCGUAUUUAAAUGUAUUUAAAGGAAAUAAACGUCAUUAUUCAAGCCAUAGA